Molecule: messenger RNA, 1229 nt
Organism: Dimorphilus gyrociliatus
Lineage: Eukaryota; Metazoa; Annelida; Polychaeta; Dinophilidae
Source: the annotation of a GenBank genome assembly
GAAAUCUUUACUCCAACAAAAUGGCGGCGGCAACAGCGGUAGUAUCUCCAGGCCAACAAACUCCCGAUCCAAGGGAAAAGGCUUUAAAUGAUUAUAGGAAAAAGCUACUAGAACAUAAAGAAAUUGAUGCCAGACUGAAACAGCUUCGAGAGCAACUUAAACAGCUAACGAAAGAUUUCGAUAAAUCAGAAAAUGAUUUAAAAGCUCUACAAAGUGUUGGUCAAAUCGUUGGAGAAGUUCUUAAACAAUUGACUGAUGAUAAUUUUAUUGUAAAGGCAACAAAUGGGCCAAGAUAUGUGGUAGGAUGCCGUCGACAAAUAGACAAAUCGAAACUAAGAGCAGGUACUAGGGUAGCUCUGGAUAUGACAACAUUAACAAUCAUGAGGUACUUACCAAGAGAGGUAGACCCAUUAGUAUACAACAUGUCAAUCGAAGAUCCUGGUCAAAUUACUUACAACCAAAUAGGAGGCUUGUCGGAACAAAUAAGAGAAUUGCGGGAGGUAAUUGAACUUCCAUUAAUGAACCCCGAAUUGUUCCAACGCGUUGGGAUUACUCCUCCGAAAGGGUGUUUAUUGUUCGGCCCACCCGGUACCGGAAAAACACUACUUGCCAGAGCCGUAGCCGCUCAGCUAGACGCUAAUUUUUUGAAGGUAGUAUCAAGUGCAAUCGUAGACAAGUAUAUUGGAGAGAGUGCUCGUUUAAUCCGAGAAAUGUUUGGUUAUGCAAGAGAUCACCAGCCGUGUAUUAUUUUUAUGGAUGAAAUUGAUGCUAUAGGCGGAAGGCGUUUUUCAGAGGGUACUAGUGCUGAUAGAGAAAUUCAAAGAACUCUCAUGGAAUUGCUGAAUCAAAUGGAUGGUUUCGAUGCAUUGGGGCAAGUAAAGAUGAUAAUGGCUACUAAUAGGCCAGACACUUUAGAUCCAGCCCUCUUACGUCCCGGCAGAUUGGAUCGUAAAAUAGAAAUUCCGCUACCGAAUGAGCAAGCUAGAAUGGAUAUCUUAAAAAUUCACGCUCAGCCUAUUGCGAAACAUGGCGAGAUUGACUGGGAGGCAGUUGUGAAAUUGAGCGACGAUUUCAACGGCGCUGACUUGAGAAACGUAUGUACUGAAGCCGGACUUUUCGCUAUUAGAGACGAGCGCGACUAUACGAUCGAAGAAGAUUUUAUGAAAGCCGUCCGAAAGGUCGGCGAAAACAAAAAACUUGAAACAAAAUUAGACUAUAAGCCCGUCUAA